UGGGCUGCCGGGAAGGGGCGGAGCGCGGCCGCGCCGGCGCGUCGAGCCAGAAGCAGCCGCCGGGAUGGACGUGUUUCUCAUGAUCCGGCGCCACAAGACCACCAUCUUUACGGACGCCAAGGAGUCGAGCACCGUGUUCGAACUGAAGCGCAUCGUCGAGGGCAUCCUCAAGCGGCCGCCGGAGGAGCAGCGGCUUUACAAGGAUGACCAGCUCCUUGAUGAUGGCAAAACUCUGGGCGAGUGUGGCUUCACUAGCCAGACAGCACGGCCACAGGCCCCAGCCACAGUGGGCCUGGCCUUCCGAGCAGAUGACACCUUCGAAGCUCUCCGCAUUGAGCCCUUCUCCAGCCCUCCAGAGCUUCCAGAUGUGAUGAAGCCACAGGAUUCUGGAGGCAGUGCCAAUGAACAAGCUGUGCAGUGAGGGCCUAGGCCUACCCCCUAGAGACCCAUUCCCCCAAUAAAAAAAAUUUGGCUGUCUACCUGAUUGACUUUUCUGUUCCCUCUUGCCCCAAGUAAAGACUACAGACCAAU
This is a messenger RNA of Mus caroli (Ryukyu mouse), 531 nucleotides long. It is a transcript of the gene Elob, whose product is annotated as elongin B. Gene Ontology annotation, cellular component: VCB complex; elongin complex. The record is from RefSeq and is a predicted model, not a curated record. NCBI's taxonomy places the organism in Eukaryota, Metazoa, Chordata, Mammalia, Rodentia, Muridae. Gene Ontology annotation, molecular function: protein binding. Gene Ontology annotation, biological process: transcription elongation by RNA polymerase II.